GGAUGAACGGGACGGGCCGAGCGUGCGGACACGACGAGGCAGAGCUGCCGGCCGGGGCUCGGCCGCUGGUCAGCGCCUUCAUGUUCUCGGCCGGGCUCCUGGGCAACCUCCUGGCGCUGGGGCUGCUCCUCCGCGGCCGYCGCGGGCCCCGGCAGCGCCCGCCCGCGCUGUUCCACGUCCUGGUGCUGGCCCUGGUGGUCACCGACCUGCUGGGCACCUGCUCCGUCAGCCCCUUGGUGCUCGCCUCCUACCACCAAAACCGCACCCUCAACGCGCUGGCGCAAGGAGGCUACAUCUGCUCCUACUUCGGCUUCGCCAUGAGCUUCUUCGGCCUCGCCACCAUGCUCAUCCUCUUCACCAUGGCGCUGGAGCGAUGCCUGGCCCUGGGCCGGCCCUACUUCUACGAGCGUUUCCUGAGCCCCCGCACGGGCUUGGUGGCUCUGCCGGCCACCUACACUUUCUCGGCCGCCUUCUGCUCCCUGCCCCUGCUGGGCUUCGGGAGUUUCGUGCAGUACUGCCCCGGUACCUGGUGUUUCAUCGAGAUGCACCUGCACCCCGACGAGCAGAGCCGGGAGGCGGCCGGGCGGACCGUCACCUUCUCGCUGCUCUACGCCACCCUGCUCCUCUUCCUCAUCCUGGCCGUGCUGCUCUGCAACCUGAGCGUCAUCGUGAACCUGGCCCGCAUGCACCGCCGGGGGCAGAGGACACGCCGGGUGACCACGCUGGAGCAGCCCCGAGYGGCCACGGGCUGCGGCCGGCGCAUCUUCUCCAUGGCCGAGGAGAUCGACCACCUCCUGCUGCUCUCCAUCAUGACCAUCACSUUCAUCAUCUGCUCCCUGCCCUUCACGAUCCGUGCCUACAUGAACGARUUCGGCGGGCAAGAGGACGACCACGAGCGGGACCUGCUGGCSCUGCGCUUCCUCUCCAUCAACCCCAUCGUGGACCCGUGGGUGUUUGCCAUCCUACGGCCACCAGUGCUGCGCCUGGCACGCUCCGUGCUGUGCUGCCACAUGUCCCCUGCCACCCCACGCCCYGCUGUCACCAAGCUGGCCGCGCGCCUGGACCUCUGCGGCCACUAAAUCCACUGGCCACACUGGGAAAAGGAUGUGUCCACUGUAGCCUGGCCCGGGACAGGGUGGCUCUGCCACCUGGGAAGCCAUCGUGGUCUCUGACAGGGACAAAAGUGCAGCAGGACAAGGUUGGAAGGGUCGGUGUCACCCUCAGGUGGGGCUGGUGCYGCCUGGAGAAGGUUCAGCCCUGCUGGGAGGGUCGGGUGUGAAGCAUUUGGGGAUUUGUAACCCCACGGCUGGGGGGAUGUUGGGAAAGCAGGGAUUGCUGCUGGUGUGUGCCCAGUAAGGUCUCCGUGGUUAUUUUAGGAUGGGGCUGGGGGGAUGUUUGGAAAGCAGGGAUUGCUGCUGGUGUGUGCCCAGAAAGGUCUCCGUGGUUAUUUUGGGAUGGAGCUGGGGGGCUGAAAACACCCACCUGUGCCCCCAGAUCCCAAAGGAGUGGGGAGGAGAGGAAAGAAGCAGUGUAUCCUCAAAUAUUCCCUGUUUUUUUCAGGCUGGUUGCCUAAAGAAAUGCACUUUUUCAGGUGCAGGUCUGUGUUAUUUUGUCUGUCUGUCUGUCUGUCCCACACCCCGGAGAUUUUAGGCUCUGGAGUUUUCCUGAGGGGCACCAAGGUACUAAAAAAAGCCGAAUUUUGGCAUUUCCCUGGUGCUGUGAUGGAGCAGAGCAGCCCUUCCUCAGCAUCCAUUUGGAAACUCUCUUUGCCCCAUUAUUUUUGCAAGAGCCAGCAAAGGGAAUAAAGAGCCUGACCAGGGAAUGAGAGGUUUUGGUCACAGCCAUGAGCUUCACCCACAUCCAAGGUGAUGCUGCUGCUGGGCUUUGGGUUUGUCUUUGACUGACAAAUAUUUAUUUAAAAUAAAAUUUAAAAAAAUCAAUGAAAGCAAAAAAAAACAAAUGCAAAACCAUCCGGGUCAUCACUCCUGCCCUGCUGGGCAGCAUCCUCCAACACCACUAUUUUAUUUUCUGUGUUCCUCUGCUUUUUGAGACUCCACUGGGAUGAGGAGCAUCCAACUCCACAUCCCAAGGUCACCGCUGCCAUCAGGAAUUUUCUCCCAUUUGGGCAGCAUCCGACACAGCCCGUGGCAUUUGUGCAAUUCCAUUUUGGGAGUCUCCUUUGGGAGCUGCAGCUCCGUUCAGGGAACCCAAAGGUGCUGAGAUUUGGGGCUUUUCGUGAGCUGAGGCGAUGUCAAAGUGAAGAAUUGUCAUUAUUUAAAUAAUAAAUGUGUUUGAAGGAGCCUGAUGAAUCACGUGUGGGUUUGUGCUGGAGAUGCACCUCAGGGUCCAUUUGGCUC
Molecule: messenger RNA, 2357 nt
Organism: Malurus melanocephalus (red-backed fairy wren)
Lineage: Eukaryota; Metazoa; Chordata; Aves; Passeriformes; Maluridae
Gene: PTGER2
Product: prostaglandin E receptor 2
Exons: 2
Coding region: 3-1079 (358 amino acids)
Biological process (GO): inflammatory response; positive regulation of cytosolic calcium ion concentration; adenylate cyclase-activating G protein-coupled receptor signaling pathway
Cellular component (GO): plasma membrane
Molecular function (GO): prostaglandin E receptor activity
Source: RefSeq, a predicted model, not a curated record